UUUGAAAAAGAAAAGGAACGAUAUCCUAUAAUCCUCUUUCCUGACGUAUUUGCCGUCUGAACUUGCGGUGACUCUGUCGUUCAAGCAAUCCAGUUGGUGAAAAAACAGUUGACAAACCGCCCACGUUUCAUGACUAACAAGCAUUCUUUCCGUUCACAUUCUUGAGUUUUUCGCCUUUGUACCCAUCUUCUUUAUCUAAUUUUUUUUAUAUCACUUCAACUAAAAGAACAGAGGUUCAGCAAUGGAGGAGAAGGAUCAUCGUCCUCCUUCUUCUCAGACAUCGCAGGUCCAAAUCAGGAUGAAUGGGUACAACGCAGUGCACCCAGUUGAGAUAGACACACCACCUCAAUUACCAUCAUCUACUCAAAGUCCACUCGUCUACACCCAAGUUAAGCAUCAUUCCAAGAAAUGGAAGCCUUGGAUUAUACCUUCUUUUGUUAUUGCCAACAUAGUUAUGUUCGUUAUUACCAUGUAUGUUAAUAACUGCCCCAAGAACUCUGUUUCUUGUGUUGCUAGUUUCCUUGGGAGGUUCUCCUUUCAGCCCUUUAAGGAGAACCCACUUCUUGGCCCUUCUUCUAACACGCUGCAGAAAUUAGGAGCUUUAGAUGUGAAUAAAGUGGUUGAUGAACACCAAGGAUGGCGUCUUAUCUCUUGCAAUUGGUUGCAUGCAGGGGUUUUUCAUUUGUUGGCUAAUAUGUUAAGUCUUUUAGUUAUUGGCAUUCGGCUUGAGCAGGAAUUUGGAUUUGUUAAAAUUGGAUUGCUAUAUGUCAUCUCUGGAUUUGGUGGGAGUCUGAUGUCAUCUCUUUUCAUUCAAACAAAUAUAUCUGUUGGUGCUUCUGGUGCACUGUUUGGGUUGCUCGGGGCCAUGCUUUCUGAACUCAUCACUAAUUGGACAAUAUAUACUAAUAAGGUAGCAGCUUUCGUUACUCUCUUGAUCAUCAUCGCAAUAAAUCUAGCAGUGGGAAUUCUACCACAUGUCGACAACUUUGCCCACAUUGGAGGAUUUCUUUCUGGUUUUCUCCUCGGGUUUGUGUUUCUGAUCCGUCCACAGUUUGGAUGGGUUAGCCAAAGAUAUGUUCCUCCUGGAUACUCUCCAGCAUCAGUUAAACCCAAAUUCAAGGCGUACCAGCGCAUCUUGUGGAUCAUUUCUCUUAUUGUCGUGGUUGCUGGGUUAACUCUCGGGCUGGUUUUGCUUCUCCGAGGAGUCGAUGCAAAUGAUCACUGUUCGUGGUGUCACUACUUGUCUUGUGUACCCACUUCACGAUGGAGCUGCAAUACUGAGCCUGCUUCCUGCUUGUCUUCCCAGAUGGGCAGCCAGCUAAACGUGACAUGCACAACCAACGGAAAAUCCAGCGUAUACAGAUUGCCAGACGCAACAAAUUCCCAAAUCGAGGGAUUGUGCACUCAGCUUUGCCGUUGAUAUAUAUAUAUAUACGGACGGAAUUUUCAUGUGGCGCACCGGUUAUGUGUACAACUCUUUUUGGUUCAUUGGCUAUUCCCUUGAUUUCUUUCUUGUGUAAUUAUUACAUUUUGUUCUACAGUAUCCAAGUUUAUAUAAAAAAUAAAAAUUAAAAACA
Messenger RNA from Ricinus communis (castor bean), 1577 nucleotides. Its product is annotated as RHOMBOID-like protein 1. The coding region runs from base 242 to 1420 and encodes 392 amino acids. Gene Ontology annotation, cellular component: membrane. NCBI's taxonomy places the organism in Eukaryota, Viridiplantae, Streptophyta, Magnoliopsida, Malpighiales, Euphorbiaceae. The transcript is spliced from 6 exons. Gene Ontology annotation, molecular function: serine-type endopeptidase activity. Gene Ontology annotation, biological process: proteolysis. The record is from RefSeq and is a predicted model, not a curated record.